UCAUGCUGCUGCCAGGUCCAGAGUCUCUCAUGGGUCCCUGUACGGCCUCCCAUUGCUGCUGUCUCCAUCGCCACACUCUGCCAUGUGCCACUUUCAGGUCUCCUCACACUGCUGGUGUGUUACAUUUUUUGUCAUAGGGUGCUGGCAGAUUAUGGGCCUCCCAUUGCUGCUGCCAGGCACGUAAUCUGCCAUGGGCCCCCGUACCGACUCCUCAUGCUGCUGCCAAGUCCAGAGUCUCUCAUGGGUCCCUGUACGGCCUCCCAUUGCUGCUGUCUCCAUCGCCACACUCUGCCAUGUGCCACUUUCAGGUCUCCUCACACUGCUGGUGUAUUCCAUUUUUUG
This is a messenger RNA of Staurois parvus, 342 nucleotides long. The record is from the annotation of a GenBank genome assembly. Lineage: Eukaryota; Metazoa; Chordata; Amphibia; Anura; Ranidae.